Diprion similis is the source of this 319-nucleotide messenger RNA. RefSeq lists its product as uncharacterized. Lineage: Eukaryota; Metazoa; Arthropoda; Insecta; Hymenoptera; Diprionidae. The record is from RefSeq and is a predicted model, not a curated record. The coding region runs from base 63 to 257 and encodes 64 amino acids. The transcript is spliced from 2 exons.
UUCGAGAAUUUUCGAUUUUGAAUUUUUCUACCAUCUAAAGUAGAAAACAAACGCUAGUCAAAAUGGCAGGACGUUCAGGUGGUAGCCACAAAGACUACAAUAUGAAACUUAUCGACACUUUGUACAAUCAGGUGCCUGCAUUUACAGACGUUUUUGACGAGGAAACUUGGUACAUAUUUGUCGCGUGUUUUGUCACCGGUACCUUGGUACUCGCCUUCAUUUUAUCCAGAUUCAUUACUCUGAAACCUGUCGAAUAAAUUUUCUUUCGCCGUAAUUGGCUUUUCACUAAUUUUUAGCCGAUGCGAAAGAAAUGACUUGA